UUGGUUUAUUUCAGUUAUACACGUAGGCCGUAUUAACAGGAUCAUGGAAGGCAUAAGGAAUUUGCUUUCCAAUUGAACAUUUUCAAGGCGCUUUUCUGUUUUUUUUUUUUAAACCUGAUUCGUUCCAACGUUGGCCUAUCACGUGAUACAACACCCAGUCACGUGGUGGUAAAACUUUACGGGAAGUAUUUCUGACUUUUCAAGUGAUUUGCGGGCGUAAAUGGACACAUCACUUUUUAUUCAAUUAAAUUAGUAAAUGUGCAUUAUUAUCAUAUUAAUAUAUUAGAUUGUCAUCAUGACAUCGUUAAAACAAGCUGCCUAAGAUAAUAUUUCACUUCCAUUUCAUUUUUAAUAUAAAUUUAAAUACACUAAAGGUAAAAGCAUGGUCUGUUUAAGGAUUGUUUGUUUACUCGGAGUGCUACUGCUUCAGAACCAGCACUUAUUGAAGCACGUUACCGCUACCUCCUACACUGUCACAGUGGAUGCAGAAACACCUCAAAGAGAUCUGAAGCAUUUCUGGAAAAGUACAGGGUUUUGCCCUCCUCUUCCUCAUGAUCAAGCUGAUAAGUAUGACCUUAGCAAAGACCAGCAGCUAAAUCUCGCAUACAUCUCCUCAGUCCCACACAGAGGCAUUGAGCAAGUCCGAAUCCACUGGUUACUGGAGUUGGUAACUGUUAAUGUUGUACAUGGAAACCUACAUUAUAACUUCACCAACCUGGAUAAUCUCAUUGACCUCUUGUGGCAGAAUGGUCUAAGACCAGGUUUUGAAUUGAUGGGGAGUGCCUCUGGUUAUUUUACUGAUUUUGAAGAUAAAAAGCAGGUGGUGGAAUGGAAGAACAUGGUGGCAGUUAUUGCAAAGAGAUACAUCGAUAAGUAUGGUCUAGGGUAUGUUUCCCAGUGGAACUUCGAAACCUGGAAUGAACCAAGCAAUCAUGAUUUUGACAAUGUAAAUAUGACAAUCCAAGGGUUCCUCAACUAUUAUGAUGCCUGCUCUGAAGGUCUGAGGGAAGUCAGCCCCUUCCUUCGCUUUGGGGGUCCUGGGGACUCCUGCCACUCACCCCCACACACACCUUAUUGCUGGGCCAUGCUCAGCCACUGCUUUAAUGGGACCAACUUCUUUACUGGAGAGACUGGCGUGCGACUGGACUACAUUGCACUGCAUAAGAAGUCCGGUAUGCAUUGGCCCCUAAGAGGUGACUUACGCGGUGACCACUCAAUUUCCCAAUUUCUGCGAAGUUGCGAAGUAGGUAGACCCCCUACCUAUGCCAAGCCAUUUGUUGGGGGCCACCUACAUGCUAACUUUUCCACCACAACCAGGGUACUCAAGGGUGGAGGUAGUUCCCUUCACAUACUGGAACAAGAAGUAGAGACGACCCAAGAGAUCCACAAGCAUUUCCCUGGAUAUAAACCUGUCCCGCUUUACAACGAUGAAGCUGAUCCCUUGGUCGGAUGGUCAAAACCACAAGUAUGGAGGGCAGACGUGACCUAUGCAUCUAUGGUGGUAAAAGUGAUUGAUCAGCAUCAAAACCUAAUAAUUGCCAAGCCGCACAACAGCAUUAACUACACCCUGCUGAGCAACGACAAUGCGUUCCUGAACUACCACCCGCACUACUUCACACAGAGAACACUCACCACACGCUUCCAGAUGAACCACACCAAACCACCCCACGUCCAGAUGGUGAGGAAGCCCGUUCUCACUGUCAUGGGUUUGCUUGCCUUAUUAGGUGAGACGCAAAUAUCGUCAGAUAUUGAAGCGAGUGGGGAAUCUGUGAAAAUGACCUUGGGCGUAAUAGCUAGUACUCAUGUGACUGCUGUACCUGGUACCUCAGACAGCUGGCAGUCUACCAUACUGAUUUAUAACAGCAAUGACAACGACACCUCAUCUGAUGUGGGCUAUGUGAUGGUCAACCUCAACAACUACCCAGCCCAGUUAGGUCUAGUGUAUGUGACGUAUUAUCUAGACAACAACACAACAAACCCAUAUCUGCAGUGGAAGAAUAUUGGCAGUCCUGAUUUCCCAACCAUUGAGCAGUUUAAGGAACUCAGAAAAGCAGAGGAGCCUCUUGUUAUGGGACCUCUUGCUUUCCCCUCCAGUGGUACGCUAACGCUGAAAGCAGAGCUUCCAGUUCCCUCACUGUUCCUCAUCCACAUUUGUGCUAAACCCAAAGUUCCUCCAGAUCAGGUAACAGGUUUGCGUAUCAUGGCACUCACCAAAGGACAAGGGAUAAUUGUGUGGAAAGAUGGCUGUGUCAAUUCAAAGUGUUUAAAAACAUUUGAAGUGGAGUUUUCUGAAGAUGCUAAGAUAUAUAGAAGAAUUAAUUCAAGGGAUACCAUUUUUACCUUAUUUGUGUUUGCCUCAGAGAAAGCUGAAGUUUCUGGUUUCUACAGAGUGCGUGCAGUAGACUAUUGGGGUCGACCAGGAGAAUAUUCACUGCCUGAAAAAUACACAGAAGAGCAUUGAAACUCGUCAUUUUUCUUAUACAUGUAUAUACACACACACACACACACACACACACACACACACACACACACACACACACAUAUACUUGAAAUCUUUUAAGGGACAUUCAUUUCCAGCACUAACUGCAUUAUUUAUUGUGCCAUGCUUAAUGCCUCCUACAGUACAUUUUGUUUGUGUGUUUUCAACCCCAAUGGUCUAAUUCUAAUUGUUUCUGUUUUUAUGAUGAAUAUACUCUAGCCUAGAAAAAUCACAGUAGCUGCACUGUCUGAAGUGAAUAGCAGUCCUGGAAACAAAGUUCCAUAUUCCUGAUAUAAAAGAGUAUUAAAGUCAACUAAACCAAAAUGUGUAAUUGAUUACUGCUGUGACUAGAUUGAUCACAGACACAAUUUUAAGUGAAGAAACCAGAAAUAAAAACGCAAACACAGUUCACCAGUUUCUUUAGAAAAUCAUUUAAUGUCACAAACAUCAGUUUGUUCCCUUAAAAUGUUUUUCCAAUGAGCAUUUCUCUGAUUUCGAGAAUAUUUUCCUAAUCAUUAUUAUCCAAAGGUCAUGAUUUCAAUUCCAGAGACUCCACUUCUCAUGCAUGCCAAAGUGAUCCAUCUUUCAGUAAGGGAGUACCUCUCCAUCUCAGCAAGCCCCUAAAAUACAGCGAUGUGACAAAUGCAAAGGGUUAAAAUAAAGAUUUUAUUUCAGGUUCAA
This is a messenger RNA of Polyodon spathula (Mississippi paddlefish), 3160 nucleotides long. It is a transcript of the gene idua, whose product is annotated as alpha-L-iduronidase. Gene Ontology annotation, molecular function: L-iduronidase activity. The transcript is spliced from 15 exons. Gene Ontology annotation, biological process: carbohydrate metabolic process. NCBI's taxonomy places the organism in Eukaryota, Metazoa, Chordata, Actinopteri, Acipenseriformes, Polyodontidae. The record is from RefSeq and is a predicted model, not a curated record. Bases 383 to 2461 code for a protein of 692 amino acids.